This is a messenger RNA of Hyaloscypha bicolor E, 909 nucleotides long. RefSeq lists its product as uncharacterized. The annotation marks the transcript as partial. The record is from RefSeq and is a predicted model, not a curated record. The transcript has a single exon. NCBI's taxonomy places the organism in Eukaryota, Fungi, Ascomycota, Leotiomycetes, Helotiales, Hyaloscyphaceae.
AAGUUCCGAAACCAUGCCAAUAAUAAAGAGAAUGAAGAGAUUCGAGAGCUCACGGCCUUGGUAUCAGGCAGUGAUCGCAUCAUCGACACUUUGACGCGUGCUUUUGACAAGCACUAUGGGGAUGGCGAGUCGCCAGCAGACAUUUGGAUCGCAUUUAUAGAGGUCUCACCUGCUAUAAAUGAAAAUACUACCCGGAUCCAUUCCGCAAAAGAGUUGGCAGAAAAAUGCGGACUUCCGGAACCCAAUAAAUUCUCUUACGAGGUCGUUUUCGAGUGGGCUAUACCCGAGAAGUAUGUAGUAUACGAGGUCUCGUUGCAGACCUUAAUGGAGCGUAGGCUUCAAGAGCGUCGCAUUUUACUACCGUCCACUGCGGAAGUACGACGCUAUAUCGCGAAAGAACUCCAACAACAAAGCCCCUGGGAAAUCGGCGUUACCCUAGGUUUCUUUGUACGAAAGUUUGGAGCCAGAGCACCCCUGGACUGGAUCUCUCACCAGCUUUUCCGUAAUUAUAUACAGGCGAAGAUUCUGAAUGACGACGUGGUUAGGCUGAAUUAUAUACAUGAGCAUACCGAUUAUGCGCCUUGGUAUACGGAAAUAGUUGACUUCCAAUUCUUUUGCGACUUGGAUAAUGGGAUCGGGACUGCUUUAUACGAUUGGUGGCUUUUAGAUAUUGACUUUUUCCUAGAUUGCGAAGAAUUCAGGGAAUGGCGAGAUAUAAUGGAAGAUAGCAUGACUUGGAAUCUGAUUGAGUUCUGGGAAACUUGGUACGAUGUCAAUGGUAAUGGAGCAGUCAGAGAGCUUUCUGCGAAGGAAAGGUUAUCAUAUAAUGAGGAGAAGAAGAAAUUGUUGGUUGAGUAUGAGAAGAAGAGGGCAGAUAUUAAAGCAGAAGCUAUAAAGAUAGGUUUAUGA